This is a messenger RNA of Fraxinus pennsylvanica, 1179 nucleotides long. Lineage: Eukaryota; Viridiplantae; Streptophyta; Magnoliopsida; Lamiales; Oleaceae. The record is from the annotation of a GenBank genome assembly.
AUGUAUGUGACAAGGCCUGUCUCUCACUACCUAAAGUAUCCAGAUUCUCUUGCAACACCUCCCGACGGGCCUAAUACAGGUUACUUAAUAAUCCAAGAUGAAGAAUCUGAGACUUACUCUUGUUUUGGAUUGUGCAAAAAUCGAUCUCUCAGGAACCUGCCUUUCCCUCAGAACAAGGAAUUGACUGCCCGCUAUGCACAAGGUUUCGGUGAGAAAAAACAUGUUUCUUAUGACCCAGUUUUCUUGAUUCCAGUUCUCAAUCAACCAGUGUCUUCCAAUCGGUACUAUGCCAUUGAACCACAUGGGAAUCAUAAAGGGGAAGCGUUCACUUGCUCGAGGGAGGAGGACAUGUCCACCUGUUGUUUUUGUCGCUGUGUUAAAGAUGUAAAACCAAGGCAAUUGGAUCCUGAAAACAUUUAUCAGCAAAUUGAGAUAUGUCCAUAUGAAACUUUAUGCACCUCUAGUGGUUACUUCUUUGCGAAAUCUGUUGGACUUGAUGGUUUUCCUCCUGAUUUCUUGAGAAGGAAAGGAUGGUCAAUUCGCACCAGAACUCCCGAACACUUUAAAUUGGACGAAGCACCAGGUCUUGACUCCAAACUUCGUGUUCGUCUUCCAGAAUUCAACUUCCCACUGUCAUGUAAGAGUUCUGAAGCCGUUGGUGUUGGGAAGUGGUAUUGUCCCUUCAUGUUUAUUAAGGAAGGAGCAUUGAAAGAUCAGGUGAAAAGAUCAAUGUAUUACGAGAUGACACUUGAGCAAAGAUGGGAGCAGAUUUUUACGCGCAAGAAUGAAAAUAAUCAAGGAAAUUCUGUCCUAAUUGAUGUUUCUCUCGAAAAUGAAGAGGUUUAUGUUGAUGGAAAGAAAGCAGCGUGGCAUAAGAACAACUUUGUCGAUGGGGUGAUGUGGUUUAAAAGUUCCCACGACGGCAAGGAAACGAGCAUUGGGUUAAGAAUAGAAAUCAUUCAAAGAAUGAAAUGGGAGCAAAACAGGGGUGGAAGGCAAGACGGGGAAAACUGGCAAGUAAAGAUUAACAGAGUCGAAGAAUUCAAAGAAAGUCGAGUGUGGAAGGAGUUUGGUUGCUAUGUUUUGGUUGAAAGAUUUGUUCUAAAAAGAAUGGAUGGAAGUUUGGCAAUGACAUACAGUUUCUUGCACACUCACCAGUUGAAGUGCAAGUGGGAAUAG